Messenger RNA from Lathyrus sativus (Indian pea), 1614 nucleotides. Lineage: Eukaryota; Viridiplantae; Streptophyta; Magnoliopsida; Fabales; Fabaceae. The record is from the annotation of a GenBank genome assembly.
AUGAGUAUGGAGGUGGUUACUGAUGUGGCGUCAUUGGACGUUGAAUUGUUGCAGCUUCCCGAGAUUUCCACUUUGGCUCUCAAAAGUAAUCUCAAUUUUGUGGAGAAGCUAUUCGAACAGUGGUUGUCCCUUCCCGAAAGUAAUCGAUUGGUAACAUCAUUGCUCAAUGACGCCAAGUCAGGUGCUCCUUUGAAUGUUCCUGGGAGUUGCUCUAGCCCAAAUGCUGCAAGUAAUUCUUUGCCUUCCAUGUUUCCUGCUGGUACUGCUCCGCCCCUUUCACCGAGAAGUUCAUCAGGUUCCCCUCGCAUUGUGAAACAGAGAGCCGGCCCUUCUAAUUUGGGUUCUCCUUUGAAAGUUGUCAGUGAGCCAAUUAAAGAAGUGAUACCUCAGUUUUUCUUUCAACAUGGACGUCCACCUCCUAAUGAUCUAAAAGAACAAUGCAUCUUUAGAACCGAUCAGUUAUUCCAUAAUCACUUGGAUGGACUGCAGGUGCAUGAAUUCAAAUCAAUUACUAAAGAAGUAUGCAAGCUGCCAUCAUUUUUUUCCACUGUACUUUUCAAAAAAAUUGACAACGGAGCUGGUGUUGUGACAAGGGAAGCAUUUAUUGAUUAUUGGAUUAAUGGCAAUAUGUUGACAAUGGAUUUAGCUACUCAAAUAUUCAUAAUUUUAAAGCAACCGCAGCUGAAUUACCUAACUCAGGAUGAUUUUAAACCUGUCUUGCGUGAGCUUUUAGCAAGUCAUCCAGGCCUGGAGUUCCUGCAGAGCACGCCUGAGUUUCAAGAAAGAUAUGCUGAAACUGUGGUAUACAGAAUCUAUUACUACAUUAAUAAAACCGGAAAUGGUCGUAUGACUCUGAGGGAGCUUAGGCGUGGAAACAUAAUUGAUGCAAUGCAACAUGCUGAUGAAGAGGAAGACAUCAACAAGGUUUUGAGGUACUUCUCUUACGAGCAUUUUUAUGUUAUAUACUGCAAGUUUUGGGAGCUGGACACAGAUCAUGAUUUCUUGAUAGACAAAGAGAAUCUUAUCAGAUAUGGUAACCAUGCGCUUACCUAUCGAAUAGUUGACAGAAUAUUUUCUCAGGUCCCAAGAAAGUUUACCAGUAAGGUUGAGGGAAAGAUGGGAUAUGAAGACUUUGUUUACUUCAUACUGUCAGAGGAGGACAAAUCAUCUGAACCAAGUCUUGAGUAUUGGUUCAAGUGCAUAGAUUUAGAUGGAAACGGGGUUCUGACAAGGAAUGAACUGCAAUUUUUUUAUGAGGAGCAACUGCAUCGGAUGGAGUGCAUGGCCCAAGAGCCUGUGCUUUUUGAGGAUAUAUUAUGUCAAAUAAUUGACAUGAUUGGACCUGAGGACGAGAGCUAUGUAAAUCUGCGUGACCUGAAAGGAAGUAAACUUUCAGGAAGUGUUUUCAACAUUCUGUUCAAUCUCAACAAGUUCAUGGCCUUUGAAACUCGUGACCCAUUUUUGAUUCGUCAGGAACGUGAGAAUCCAACAUUGACUGAAUGGGAUCGAUUUGCUCAUAGAGAAUAUAUUAGGCUUUCAAUGGAAGAAGACGUUGAAGAUGUCUCUAAUGGAAGUGCAGAAGUUUGGGAUGAAUCACUAGAAGCUCCCUUUUGA